Messenger RNA from Atta colombica, 2819 nucleotides. Its product is annotated as elongation of very long chain fatty acids protein AAEL008004. NCBI's taxonomy places the organism in Eukaryota, Metazoa, Arthropoda, Insecta, Hymenoptera, Formicidae. The transcript is spliced from 8 exons. The coding region runs from base 443 to 1540 and encodes 365 amino acids. The record is from RefSeq and is a predicted model, not a curated record. Gene Ontology annotation, biological process: fatty acid elongation, monounsaturated fatty acid; very long-chain fatty acid biosynthetic process; fatty acid elongation, polyunsaturated fatty acid. Gene Ontology annotation, molecular function: fatty acid elongase activity. Gene Ontology annotation, cellular component: endoplasmic reticulum membrane.
ACGACGGCAGUGCAUUCGUCGCUUCGAUAUCGACACGGUCGAUAACGCUCUUCUUUUCCUUUCUUUUCUUUCCUUUUUUUUUCAAUUUCUUUUUUUUUAUCAUUUUCUCCUGAAAUCUCGUCGAAAAGGAAAUCUAACGCCCGCGCGGAGAAAGUCGAAGUAGCGCAGAUCUGCGAUUUUUCACGCAAAUUAUCGCCGAUCAUCAUCACCAUCGUGCUGAUCCCUUCCGGUAAAACGAAAGUUGAGAGAACGGUCAAGAGCGACGAUCGAUCGAGAUAGAAGAGAGAAAGAAAAAAAAAAAGAAGAGAAGAAGACCACUUUCGCUUUCGUCGAAGUGUCACAAUUGUAGUGUGUGUUACGAUUUUUGGACGAACGUCGAUCACUUGAGACGCAAUCAACGUGCGGUAAUUAGAGGAGAACAGGUCAUCACCUGCACGGCAACAUGUCGAUCAUAAUGCAGUAUAUAGACCGGUUCCAUGAUAUGCUGGAUAAACAUGCAGACACAAGGACGACUAAUUGGUUAUUGAUGAGCUCGCCUUUCCCCACGUUAUUUAUCUGCCUCAGCUAUGUUUAUGUUGUCAAGGUACUCGGACCAAAGCUCAUGGAGAAUCGGAAACCUUUCCAACUUAAAAACACCUUAGUAUUCUAUAACCUGUUCCAAGUGAUCUUCUCCGCAUGGCUCUUCUAUGAGUGUCUGAUGGGCGGAUGGUGGGACCACUAUAGUUUCCGCUGCCAGCCGGUGGAUUAUUCCAACAGCCCCACCGCGAUAAGGAUAGGGAUAUCCGGAUGGCUGACUGGAGACUAUUCUCUAAGAUGUCAACCUGUAGACUACAGCGACAGACCCGAAGUGCUGAGGAUGGUCCACGCAAGCUGGUGGUAUUACUUCUCGAAAUUUACAGAAUUCAUGGACACGAUCUUUUUCGUGUUAAGAAAGAAGAAUAACCACGUAUCCACGCUGCAUGUGAUCCAUCACGGUUGCAUGCCCAUGUCGGUCUGGUUCGGUGUCAAGUUCACACCAGGCGGCCACUCGACUUUCUUCGGUUUAUUGAACACCUUCGUCCACAUCGUGAUGUACAUGUAUUAUCUUCUGGCAGCGAUGGGUCCAAAGGUGCAGCCAUUCCUCUGGUGGAAAAAGUACUUGACCGCUUUCCAGAUGCUGCAAUUCAUCGCCAUCAUGGUUCACGCCUUCCAGUUGCUCUUCAUCGAGUGCAAUUAUCCAAAAGCGUUCGUCUGGUGGAUCGGUCUGCACGCCGUGAUGUUCUUCUUCUUGUUCAGGGAGUUCUACCAGCAAAGUUACCAAGAAAGUAAACCCAGGAAAUCAAAUGGGGCGACGAUAUCGAACGGCGUCGCUAAGGAUAAUCAUCAAUCAAAGGGCAAGCAUGCGAAUGGCGUCAUAAAUGGUGUCGCGAACGGCGCCGUCAACGGUUUCGCAAACGGCUCCUCGCCCAGGAGAAGGGAUGCUGCCGAUUAUUACGUGAAAGGCGAAAGCCUAGCGACGGAGCUCAACCUCCGAAAACCGUUCGCAAUGAAAGUCGAGUGACCCUCGAGCGAGCACACAGCCUAGUCGAUCUUCUCUCGCUACGACAUUGUUUUUUCUUUUUCUUCCGCGGAAUCGCCGAAAGAUUAAUGGGUCUUCUUCCUCUUGUCUCUUUCUUUAUCUUUAAUUUGUUGUAUUAUCUAAAUACAAAGAGUUGAAGACCCUGCCGAGAUCGAUGCAUCUAUCGAAAAAGAAAGAGUACAAAAUUACGUUGCACGUAUUCGGCUCGCGGUAUAUAGCAUACGUAUACAGCAUACGUUGACGUACUUCAUCAACGAUACGAUAUUUCACUAGCGCGAUGGUUUUCCAGCUAGAUCCGGACAGUCGCGUGCGACUAUAAUCCGGCGACUGACACAGAAGGAUGCUUAGGCGGAUCGUAUCCUGAUGCUCCCGCAUGGACGGGCUGUGGAAAAAUGAAUAGUUUUUAAAUCGGGUUUUACGAAACAUUUAGAUAUAAAUAAUUGUGCGUUUUUAGCGAUCUUAACGAUAAUUUAUGCUACUUGCCAAGUAAAUGAUUCUCAUUAGGUGACUAGUUUGCGAAUUAAUUUUGCAUGGUUCAGAUCACAAUUGUAGAAAAAAAAGUUUUGAAAAGUUUUGAUGUAGAUCAAAUUGCAUAAUAUAAUCUCCAUACAUCUUCGAAAAGAUGACCUUUACACAACAUACUGUGUAGAUUAUCCUUCUCUGGCUUGCUUUUAAUGAUAGUGUUUAUCGUGAAUUAUCAGCAGUCUAUUGCUUCGGCAAAAUCACGAAUAAUUAGAUGGAAGAUAGAGGAAGAACCGAUUCAAAUUAUAAAUAAAAAGAAUUAUUUAUUCCUGAGUAUUCGGUGAUUCUGUGGCGAGGAAAUCACCGCGUCGACAUUCCUUAUGGGUCAAUUUGCAGCAAUUGGAAAUUAUCAUUCUUUAUUCUGUUUUCAUGACGCGAUACAAAAAAUGUUUCAUCAGGUCUGAUAAAAAUAAACUCAGUCAAGGUUUCACGAUCACACGUUCCUAAUCUCUCGAAAAUUCGCUAGCUGACAGCAUGACCUUAGUAUUACAUAAAGAGAUUAUGCGGAUGUAUAUAACGAUAAAUUACAAUAGCAAUUUGGCGCGAUACUGUUACGCAAUUAACCGAGAAAUCUUUUGCAUUUCGAUGACUCGCUACUUAGAAACAUACAUGGAACCGAUGACCUUAGCUGAUCGAGUCGCGAUCAAGAUUUCUUAAUUAUGUAAAAACGCGAAAGGACAUUCAAAAGCGAAGAACAGAUGAAAAUCAUAAACUUUAACGAUUAAACGUUUCAUAAAAU